Messenger RNA from Oppiella nova, 1062 nucleotides. The record is from the annotation of a GenBank genome assembly. Lineage: Eukaryota; Metazoa; Arthropoda; Arachnida; Sarcoptiformes; Oppiidae.
AUGUCUGACCCUUGGCAUGACUUCCGACUCAACCCACAGAUACGUCCUCUUCAAUACUCUCUGACACUAAGAAUCGACACAAAGAAUAAUGUAUUCAAUGGAAGCGUUGAAAUGGAAGUAAUCGCUCACAAAGAGGUGGACUAUUUUGUGAUACAUUGUGGUGAUAAUCUGACCAUCACUGACACCCGGGUCUACAUGAAUGGGACAGGAGAUCAGUUAUCUAUCAAACAAUUUCUUCAUUACAAACCCUUUGAAUACUUUGUCAUACAAUUAGCUAAAAAGUCGGCGUCUAAUGCCUAUCGACUUAGUUUUGACUUUACAUCAAAAAUAGAGAUCAACACAAAUAUAGGCCUCUAUAAGGCCUCACAAAGUAUCGGAAACACGACUACCGGUGUGAUUACCACACAGUUUGAGCCAACACGAGCUCGUAAUGUAUUUCCCUGUUUUGAUGAACCUGUGUUUAAAUCACAAUUUGAUUUAACAUUAAUACACGAAUCAAUAAUGAAUACAACCCUCACUAAUAUGCCGACUAUUGAUAUCCAUCCCGACACACCGGCGCCCGGGUGGACAACUACUACAUACAAACGUACAGAUCCGAUGCCCACAUAUCUACUGGCCAUUAUUGUAAGCGAUUAUGUCUGUCACAAUGCCAGUGCUCAGGGUCAUGACUACGAUAUCAAAGUCUGCUCCAACCAUGAGGUGGUAUCCAAACUUGGUUACGCCACCCAAAUAGCUGCCAAACCAUUAACAAUGUAUGAGGAGUACCUUGGUGUUAAGUAUUCGCUACCCAAACUUGAUUUAGUAACCAUACCUAAUUUUGCGGGAGGUAUGGAAAAUUGGGGGCUAGUUAUCACAAAUGAGAAGUCCCUAUUGUGGACUCCCGAUGAAUAUACCAGUGCUAAUAAAAUGUUUAUAGCCAGGGAAGUUGCCCAUGAAUUUGCACAUAUGUGGUUUGGAGACUUAAUAACAUGUCAUUUUUGGGACCACUUGUGGCUCAAUGAAGGGUUUGCGGAGUUUAUGUCAUAUUAUGGCAUUGAUUACAUUGAACCAAGCUGGAAUUAC